UGUAAAAUAAAUGUGAUACCAAUUGUGAAUUGUCCCACCUACAGCUGUGGAAACUUUCACUUUAUGCUAAAGCAAAAGCAAAAGCAGAAAAUGAAAUAUAAUUAACAAACAUAAUCUUACAUUAUCAAAAUCAGAGAAACAAGUAGUGUUAGCUAUCUAGCAAGCGAUAAUGGCGGAUGCUAUCGUUUCCGUUGUGUUGGAGCGUAUUGCAGCUCUCGUGGAACAGAAGAUCCGAUACGAAGUAAAUUUGGUGAGAGGAGUGAAGAAGGAGAUUCUCAAACUUUCCGUUGAUCUGAACACGGUCAGAAACGUGUUGGAGGAUGCAGAGAAGAAAGGAUGCACGGACAAAGUCGUCAAAGGUUGGCUAACGAGGCUCGAGAACACGACCUGCGAGAUGGACGACGUGUUGGAAGAAUGGAACCACUCCAUUCGCACAUUUCAGAUCGAACAACAAUCGUCUGAUCGUGAUGUUGUUCCUCAUAAUAAGUGCACGGUACGCUUCUGCAUCCCUCGCUCGUGUUUAUGCUUCAAGAAAGUUUCUGUACGUCGUGAAAUUGCCUUGAAGAUAAAAGAAGUGAAAGAAGUGCUCGAUCAAAUUUUGGCGGAGAAAGAUCGGUUCGGUUUAACGAUCGCGGCGUCGCAGCCAUCUGAUCGUGAAUCUUGGCGAGGUCAAACUACUUCUUUCGUCGACUUAGAGGAAGUUUAUGGACGUAAGUUUGAGAGAGAAGCUCUGGUGAGAAAACUUCUCGGUGAAGGUGGUGGAAGCGAAGAAGGCAUCCGCGUUGCAUCCAUAGUGGGUGUGGGUGGCCUUGGGAAGACAACUCUUGCUCAACUAGCUUAUAACGAUAGUCGAGUAAUGAAAUUUUUUAAAUUAAGAAUUUGGAUAUCUGUUUCGGAUCCAUUUGAUGAGGUUGAGAUUGCCAAAAGGAUUGUCGAGAAAGCGGGAGGGCGUUUACCAAAUAGCAUGGAUUUAGAUGGGAUGCUACAAUGUGUAAAAGAGUCGAUUUCCGGCAAAAAGUUUAUUCUUGUUAUGGAUGAUGUUUGGACGGAAGACGAUACCAAGUGGAAACUCUUGAAAAACGCUCUCAAAAGUGGUGGAAAGGGUAGUAAAGUUUUGGUGACGACUAGAAACGAGAGGGUUGCAAAAAUGAUGAUGGGGGAGUUUAUCGAGAAUGAUUGGAUGAUCCAUCGUUUAGGAGUUCUCAGUGAUGAAGAUUGUUGGUCGUUAUUCUGUCGGAUUGCCCUUUGUGGUAAGAGCAAGGAUGCAUGCGAAGAAUUAGAGAACACGGGUAAGGAGAUAGCCAACAAGUGCAAGGGGUUGCCACUUGCAAUAAAGACUUUGGCGAGUGCUUUGCGUUUCAAGAAUACAUUGGAAGAGUGGGAGCGCGUGUUGGGUAGUGAGAUAUGGAAGUUGGAGGAAGUAGAAGACGACGUCUUCCGCCAUUUGUUUCUGAGUUACAAUGAGUUGUCCCCAACAUUGAAGCAUUGCUUCUCGUAUUGCGCCGUGUUUCCUAAAGAUACAAGAAUCGAUGUGGACAGUAUAAUUGAAAGAUGGAUGGCCAUGGGUUACCUAGGAUCGAAUGCUGACGACGAUGAUGACUGGAAAGUUCGAGGGAGAGGGUACUUUGGUAAUUUAGCGGCGCGUUCUCUGUUUCAAGACUUUAGGAAAGACGGCGAUAAAGAAAUAAAUUCGUUUAUGAUGCACGACAUUGUACAUGAUUUUGCUCAAUUCCUGAGGAAGGAUGUGGGGUCAAUUAGGACGAUGAAAACAACUUGCGGAACGUGUAACUCUUUGUUACUUUCCAAGGUCGAAAAAUAUCGUAGCUGCUUAUUUGACAGCGAAGAAGUUGUCGAACCACAUGUUUGCGAUUCCCAAACAAGGGUGAGGUUGCUUGAUUUAAGAAAUUGCCGCUUGCAUGAUAUUCCGAAAGAAAUAGAAAAGUUGAUUCACUUGAGGUGGUUGGACUUGGGUUAUAACCUAUUUUUCAGUGACGAUUUCAAGUCCAUUGGCAAGUUGUAUAACUUGCAGUUUCUAAGGGUGGAUCAAUGUACGCUGGGAGGGAUUUCGUCGGAAAUCGGGAAUUUGAGUGAGUUGAUACACUUGGAUUUGAGCUCGAAUAGAAUACUGAAAGAGUUGCCGGAGAGCCUAUGCAAUUUGAGUAAAUUAGAAAGGCUGAAUGUUAACGAGUGCCGCGAACUGUGUGGACUUCCACAAGGGAUCCACAGGCUGAAGAAGCUCAAACAUUUGUGUAACGAAGGUACCUAUUCUCUGCAGCGAUAUCCACAAGGAAUAGCCGAAUUAACGAGCCUAGUCACGUUGAAUAAAUUCCUUCCUUGCGACGGGAAUAAGGUGGGGUGGUUGAAGAAUUUUAACCGAGUUAGAGGGAAAGUGGAGUUGUCGAUUAAAAUAAGCAGUUCGUGUUGUGAUUUGGUAGAGGAUGCUCGUGAGGCAGAGUUGGGGAAAAAGGUGCACAUUCAAGAUUUGACGAUAUUUUUUAACGGCGAAAAAGUGAACGAAAGUUCAUCAUCGUCGUCGUUGUCGUCUAUUUGGAAUGAAGUACUAGAUGCUCUUCACCCGCAUCCAAACCUCCAACAGCUGACUAUUGAGUUCUAUAACGGCUCUCGACUUCCGGGAUGGAUUGUGUCGCCCCUCAACAAACUCACAUCUAUUGUUCUCUUCUUUUGUGAACGCCUUCCGUCGCUGCCGCCGCUAGGUAAACUACCGCUACUCGAGACUCUUUCGAUUCAAAAUUUAUGUGAAUUGGAACAUGUUGGACGGGAAUUCCUCGGAAUAGCAACAGCAACAACAACAACAUCUUCGUGUUCGUCUUCGUGUUGGUCUUCGUCGGUGGUGGGCACUAAUACUAUUGAUGGUGGCUUUCCCAAGUUAAAAACACUGACAUUUUGGAGGUGUGAAAAGUGGAACAAGUGGGAGGACAUUGGUGCCGAAGAAGACGAAGAAGAGUAUUCAAUAAUGCGUUGCCUGACGCACAGGUUAAUAAUAAUGCCUUGCCUGACGGAGUUGGAGAUCCGUGGCUGCGAUGGAUUGACGGAGCUGCCGCAACGCCUCCUGCGAAAGGUGUCGCGGUCAUUGGAGAAGUUGAAUAUUAGUGGUUCAACACAACUGAAACAAUUUUACGCUGACGGCGAUGGUCGGAAAUUCAUUUCCCGCCACAUGAAUCCACGCCUUCGCUUCGCGUAUUAAUUGAGAUUAAUUAUUAGUUUUGUUUAGUUUCAAUUCUUCUGCCCUGCCUGCCUGUAAGGUAAUUGAGAUGGCAGAGGUGGUAAUUAAUUUCAUGCUUCUCUAUUGCCACAAUCCACACUUUGAGCUUUACUAU
Molecule: messenger RNA, 3338 nt
Organism: Erythranthe guttata (spotted monkey flower)
Lineage: Eukaryota; Viridiplantae; Streptophyta; Magnoliopsida; Lamiales; Phrymaceae
Product: putative disease resistance protein RGA1
Molecular function (GO): ADP binding
Source: RefSeq, a predicted model, not a curated record